UGCAACAUGGCGGCCCGUGUCCUGAUGCAGUGUGUCCGCUCGCUUUCCCGUCCCUCUCUGCGGCUUUGCUCCGGCAACCCUGCCGUCAGAGCCGCUGUUCUACCUUCAGUCACGAUUCGCCAACCGUUGUCCUUGGCCGCAAACAGCCGGAGGACGCGGUGGCCCGCUCAGAUCCAGAUCCCCGCAGUGGGCGGUUUGUGCCGACAGUAUAGUGGUAUGCCCCCCCUCACUUUAGAAAUCAUCACAGACCGCGUCCUGUAUGUACUGAAGCUCUACGACAAGAUUGACCCAGAAAAGCUGGAUUCGUCCUCACACUUCAUGAAGGACCUGGGUUUGGACAGUUUGGACCAGGUGGAGAUCAUAAUGGCCAUGGAGGAUGAGUUUGGUUUUGAGAUUCCAGACGGUGACGCAGAGAAGCUGAUGACUCCAGCGGACAUCGUACAGUACAUCGCAGACAAGAAGGAUGUUUAUGAAUGAUGCGUUCUGUAGCUCAGUGGCAGAGGGUGCCCUCCCCCACACAGGAGGAACCAAAGCAUUUUCCACUUCAGCCCCCGUCAGCUUUUCCAGCUCAUCGUGGCGAUGUCUGCGUCACCUGCCGCGUCUCGUGUUUCACUGUAUUUAAGCGAACGUGCUGUUGGGAGCUUAGAGAUUUAAAACUUGAUUAAAAACAAAACAUACAACAGCUCUGAUUUGUUUAUUUUGUUUUUUACCCCAACCUGCGGUGUUGAUGUAUAAUUUGUUAAAUAAGAUCAAUAAAAACAGGUUGUAUGGUUCUGUUA
This is a messenger RNA of Austrofundulus limnaeus, 779 nucleotides long. RefSeq names its product NADH:ubiquinone oxidoreductase subunit AB1b (gene ndufab1b). The record is from RefSeq and is a predicted model, not a curated record. NCBI's taxonomy places the organism in Eukaryota, Metazoa, Chordata, Actinopteri, Cyprinodontiformes, Rivulidae. Gene Ontology annotation, cellular component: mitochondrion; respiratory chain complex I. Gene Ontology annotation, molecular function: acyl binding; acyl carrier activity. Gene Ontology annotation, biological process: fatty acid biosynthetic process.